AUGAGCUUUGUUGAUCAUCCAAGCAUGUUGUUGAAACAUGGGAUAUUCCCUGAAUUCCAGGUUGAGUGUCUAAAUCCUAUUAAUGGAGAGGCUUUGGGCAUCACUAAGAUCGAUCAACCCUUAUCACUGGAUGGCUCUCUUAAUGAUGAUCAUGUUGUUGGAUUGCAUCUCUUCAAAACUAAAGGAAUCGAUGUUCCAUCAAGGUCAGUUUCAUUACUUACCUGUCUGGAAAAGGGUAAUGCUUGCUUGAGGUCCAUUCCCGUCGGUGAUGCGCCAGAAAACUCAACUACUGCUUCUCAUAUUACAUGGAAUGUAUGCUCUUCUGGUAAAAUAAUAUGUUCUUCAGUGGAUAAAAGUGAGAAUUAUGCCUUAUUUGGAGGGAAUGGCAUUGAAUUGAACAUGUGGGAUCUUGGAAAAUGCAGUAAGAUCUGGAGUGCAAAAUCUCCUCCUAAUAGACUUGGUAUAUUCUCUCCAACUUGGUUUACUGCUGCAACUUUUCUGAGUGAAGAUGACCAUAGAAAAGUUGUGGCUGGCACGAUCAAUCAUCAGGUUCGUCUUUAUGACACUUCAGCACAGAGGAGACCUAUAAUUUCAGUCGACUUUAGAGAAUCUCCAAUUAAAGCAGUUUGUGAAGAUCUAGAUGGCUAUACAGUCUAUAUAGGCAAUGGUUCUGGGGAUCUUGCUUCAUUUGAUAUGAGAACAGGAAAACUGAUGGGAUGCUUUAUUGGUAAGUGCUCUGGAAGCAUCAGAUCUAUAGCGAGACAUCCAGAACUUCCCGUGAUAGCAUCUUGUGGAUUGGACAGCUCUUUGCGUGUGUGGGAUGCAAAGACGAGACAACUUCUAUCUGCGGUUUUCCUCAAGCAACAUCUAACAAAUGUGGUGAUCGAUUCAAAUUUCUCAGACGAAGGUGAAAGCUAAUGAAGGGGAGGGCUCGGAACUGCUUCGUAGUGCAUCUGACAGCAGUAGCAGUGGGCAUGCGGAAUCACUCGCUGCAACUCUUGCAGAACAUCGCCAACAUUUAGUUUGCAUACAGGUCUAGUGAUACCAGGAUAACACUAAUCAUUUACGGGCUAGUCCUCCCUGUAAAAUUUCAGACCUUUAUCCCUUUACUUUUAUGAUAAUCCUUUUACUAAUUCAUGGGCAAUUCUAUUUUUCA
Messenger RNA from Musa acuminata AAA Group (dessert banana), 1156 nucleotides. RefSeq lists its product as uncharacterized. Gene Ontology annotation, cellular component: nucleolus; preribosome, large subunit precursor. Gene Ontology annotation, molecular function: protein binding. Bases 1 to 918 code for a protein of 305 amino acids. NCBI's taxonomy places the organism in Eukaryota, Viridiplantae, Streptophyta, Magnoliopsida, Zingiberales, Musaceae. The transcript is spliced from 10 exons. Gene Ontology annotation, biological process: ribosomal large subunit biogenesis. The record is from RefSeq and is a predicted model, not a curated record.